Molecule: messenger RNA, 1777 nt
Organism: Lecanosticta acicola
Lineage: Eukaryota; Fungi; Ascomycota; Dothideomycetes; Mycosphaerellales; Mycosphaerellaceae
Source: the annotation of a GenBank genome assembly
AUGUCCAAGACUUUCACGGCCGACGAGGUCGCCGCUCACAAGAAGGCCGAUGAUCUGUACAUCAUUGUUGAGCAGGAUGUCUACGACUUGACCAAGUUCCAAGAUGAGCACCCGGGUGGAAAGAAGAGUACGAAGAGAUGAUGGACUCGAAACCUGCCAGACCAUUUCGCUGACCCUCCUCCUCAAGUCCUCCAGAGAGUCGCCGGCAAGGACGCCACCAAGCAGUUCUGGAAGUACCACAACGAGGCCAUCCUCAAGAAGUUCCAGCCCAAGCUGCAAGUCGGCUCGCUAGAUACCAAACCCAAGCCCGCUGCUCCCACACCUCCCCCGUCGCCGCCAGCUGAGAAGAAGGAGAAGGUCGUGCCACAGGCCGAGCCCGGGGUUAUCGUGCCCGUCGCAGGCCCCGCCGCCGAAGAGGAGGCAGAGGCAAUGGAUCAGUUCGGAGACAUGGUCCCAUACGCGGAUCCAUCUUGGUACCAGAGCUAUCACACUCCCUACUUCAACCAGACCCACGCCGAUCUCCGCGCGGAAGUCCGGCAGUGGGUUGAGGACGAGAUCAUGCCCAAUGUCACCGAAUGGGAUGAGGCCAAGAAGGUCCCCGACAGCAUCUAUAAGCAGAUGGGAGAGCGCGGAUACUUGGCAGGUCUCAUGGGUCUGCACCACUGGCCUACGCACCUCACCAAGCACACGACCAAGUCUGUGCCACCGCAGAAGUGGGAUCUGUUCCAUGAGAUGCUGGUCACCGACGAGCUCUCCCGAUGCGGUUCCGGCGGUUUCGUCUGGAAUGUUAUCGGAGGUUUCGGAAUCGGCGCUCCUCCACUUGUGAAGCACGGCAAGAAGGCAUUGGUUGAUCGGAUCGUUCCCGGAAUCCUGAACGGUGACAAGCGCAUCUGCUUGGCUAUCACUGAGCCUGACGCUGGGUCUGAUGUUGCCAAUCUUACAUGUGAGGCCAAGCUCACCGAGGACGGCAAGCACUACAUUGUCAAUGGAGAGAAGAAGUGGAUCACCAACGGUAUCUGGUAAGCUUUUACCCUCCCAUACUGACCACAACUUCUUUUCUAACCAAAAAAUCAGGUGCGACUACUUCACUACCGCCGUCCGCACCGGCGGCGAAGGCAUGAACGGUGUCUCGGUCCUCCUCAUCGAACGCGAAUUUGAAGGCGUCAGCACCCGCCGCAUGGACUGCCAAGGUGUCUGGUCCUCAGGCACCACCUACGUAACCUUCGAAGACGUCAAAGUGCCCGUGGAGAACCUCAUCGGCAAGGAGAACCAAGGCUUCAAAGUCAUCAUGACCAAUUUCAACCACGAACGCAUCGGCAUCAUCAUCCAAUGCAUCCGCUUCUCCCGCGUCUGCUACGAGGAAAGCAUCAAAUACGCGCACAAACGACGCACGUUUGGACAGAAGCUGAUCAACCACCCGGUCAUUCGGUUGAAGUUGGCGCACAUGGCACGGCAGAUCGAAGCUUCGUCUUCGUGGAUGGAAAACCUGAUUUACCAGGCGCAGAAGAUGAACGAGACGGAGGCCAUGCUGAAGCUGGGCGGUGCCAUUGCCGGGCUGAAGGCGCAGGCCACCACGACGUUUGAAUUCUGCGCCCGAGAGGCGUCGCAGAUCUUCGGUGGUCUCAGCUACAGCCGAGGUGGACAGGGCGCCAAGGUCGAGCGGCUGUACCGAGAUGUACGCGCCUAUGCCAUUCCCGGUGGCAGCGAGGAGAUCAUGUUGGAUCUGAGCAUCCGACAGGCUUUGAGGGUGCACCAGGCUCUGGGCAUGAAGCUGUAG